This is a messenger RNA of Rhizopus microsporus ATCC 52813, 324 nucleotides long. RefSeq lists its product as uncharacterized. The transcript has 2 exons. The record is from RefSeq and is a predicted model, not a curated record. The annotation marks the transcript as partial. Lineage: Eukaryota; Fungi; Mucoromycota; Mucoromycetes; Mucorales; Rhizopodaceae.
GCCCGUAAACCCUCUCUCACUGCUGAGCUCGAUGGUCGCGAUGCUCCAAAGGUUCAAUAUUCCGAUGUCUCCACGGUCAUUAUCCCUUUCGUAAUGCUUCGUCCUAGGUACUUAGAAGUGCACUCUUUGUACGUUGAAGCACCUCUUCCGUUGAAUUUACCGUGGUAUGGUUUUGAGAUUGUCUUCUGGUAUGCAGUCUAUGGCUCUAGUCACCUUGGGUUUGAAAGCUAGCGAUAAUGUAGCUUUCUGGGCUUAUGGAAAGAAAAAAAGAAGAAACCUCUGUUUGCUCUCUAAAUUUGGCUAUCAAAAGAAAAAUAUCUACUU